Oncorhynchus keta (chum salmon) is the source of this 882-nucleotide messenger RNA. Its product is annotated as centrosomal protein 43-like. Lineage: Eukaryota; Metazoa; Chordata; Actinopteri; Salmoniformes; Salmonidae. The transcript is spliced from 7 exons. Gene Ontology annotation, cellular component: microtubule organizing center. The record is from RefSeq and is a predicted model, not a curated record. Gene Ontology annotation, biological process: microtubule anchoring. The coding region runs from base 1 to 882 and encodes 293 amino acids.
AUGAGGUUGAUCAUAUCCUUCCAUUUGUACGAUGCCAGCCUUAUCAUAGACAGCCUUAUCAUAGACCUCCUGCAGGUGUUCCACGUAGACUUCACGCUUGCUGUCUUCCAGCCAGAGAUCAACUCACUAAAUGGCCUGGACAGCUGUGAGCAGGUGUCUCGUGAUCUGGGUAUCACUGAGACCGAUAUGAAUAGGACCACUCCUCUGCUGCUUGAGCUUGUCAAGAGAGACAGACACAGGGAGAAGGCCUCCAUCUUCUCAGCAGGCGAGGAGGCCAGCCACAGUGACAACAGUCUGAACUUCGUCUCUCUAAAGGGUAAAGGUCAGGGUCACGUGGUGUCGAGGUACAGAGAGGCAUAUGGGGACAACGGCAACGCCCCUGUGGCUGGUGAGGAUGCUUUGACCACUGGGAAGUUGACGACCACAGGCUUUGUUUCUAGGUCCCUUACGUUAAACAGCUUCGUCCACUCUCUGGGGGAGGAGAGCCUCUCAGGGCGCUCCUUUACUCCAAUGAGGAGAGGCACUGGCCUCAAUGUACUGAGGCCUUGCCUCUUCAGGUCAUCCCCCAGGAGAGCAGUAGAUUUGGGGAGGGGAGUGAGCAGCAGCACCCUGGUCUCCCUUCUUUUGGACCCGGCCAGCCAACGGAGUGCUGCAGGUGGAGGGGUCCCACGCAGGAGAAUCCCACCACAGAGACCCCUCAGGCAGCAGGAACGCCAUCCAUCAGAUAUCUCUAAGAGUGAGGUGAGCAUUGGAGGAGAGAUCGAGGAGGUUUCCGUCGAGGGACAUGACAACAGCAAUAAGUUUGAUGAGAUCACUCAGGACCUCAGUGUAUCUCAGCUCAGCCAGACUCAAGGAGCUGACGACAUGGAGGUCGUGGCAUGA